Messenger RNA from Darwinula stevensoni, 2265 nucleotides. NCBI's taxonomy places the organism in Eukaryota, Metazoa, Arthropoda, Ostracoda, Podocopida, Darwinulidae. The record is from the annotation of a GenBank genome assembly.
AUGUCGCGAGGAGUGGAUGUCACCCAGCUGGACAUGACCCCAUUGGACUUCACCGGGGAAGAUGGCUUCAAAAAGUCCAUCUUCGAUUUCACGUGUGAACAGGAAGGGACGGUUACCAUCUACGGGAAAGAGUAUAAUUUACCAGAUCAGGUAUGGGAAGUAACCCGCAUCCCAGGUGGUUGGAUCUCAUCCAGUGUGCAGAUCUUCAAAACCUACCGGGAGAUAAAGAAUUCUAUGGCCUAUCAAGUGGGCGCUGGAGUAAACACCGGCAAGUUCGGCUUUUCUGCAAGUCAUUCUUACGAGCGCAUGCAGAACACCAUCGUGAAUACGUCGAGUUACAUCGAGGAGGUUUCCUCCUUCGACUCGGCCGUGCGAGCUGACCUCGUGCCUCAGUGGGAACUGAAGUUGGGCAAGUUCAUAUCUUCGUUCGUCGACCUUCAGCUGCCUCCAACUUUCGCGCAAGACCCUGCUGCUUAUGAUAAAUUCAUUGCACAAUUUGGAACGCACUAUUUCCAAAAUGGAAAAUAUGGAGGUGUUCUUAAGCUCGUAUUGGAGACAAAAUCCGAAUAUUUCUCUUCGAAAACUGAUGUGCAGGUGAAAAACCAAGCCGAAGCUUCCUUCCUUCAGGCUUUCAAGCUCGAUGGAAGCCAAUCUCAAGGAAAGACAAAUAUUGACGAGAGAUUUAAAGAGCUGACCACCAAAACCAUCAGGUACUAUGGUGGCAACACAAACUUGUUAUCGUCCUCGGGGAUAAAUGACUGGCAACCGACGGUGGCGGCCAAUCCAUGGCUGUUUGCGGGAGAUCUGGCUCCCAUCAGCAUUCUCAUCCAGGACCCAAAGAAGCGUGCAUCCAUGGAUCAGGCCGUCACCAACUACAUCCUGCGUAGCUAUUUGGCCGAGCUGAGCAGGAUUGUACAAGCUGUGCGUUCUCGUUGGAAGUCAGCCCAGUCCGAGCUGAACGCACUGAAGACUCGAAUCGAUGCACUCCAAAGCAAACCCAUACUGGACCAGACGGAGGUGGGCCGUCUUGGGGAUGAAGUGGAAAGCCAAGUGGUCAUUCCAUACUGGUUCACUGAGGAGACUCAAUUAUGCUAUUAUGUCUUCAGGAUAUCCUAUAAAGACAUGGGGACAAGUCGUCCAGAUAGGGACAUCCCUGGGAUAUCCCUGUACUAUGGUGGCAACACAAACUUGCUAUCGUCCUCGGGAAUAGAAGACUGGCAACCGACGGUGGCGGCCAAUCCAUGGCUGUUUGCGGGAGAUCUGGCUCCCAUCAGUACUCUGAUCCAGGACCCAAAGAAGCGUGCAUCCAUGGAGCAGGCCGUCACCAACUACAUCUUGCGUAGCUAUUUGGCCGAGCUGAGCAAGACUGUACAAGCUGUGCGUUCUCGUUGGAAGUCAGCCCAGUCCGAGCUGAACUCACUGACGACUCGAAUCGAUGCACUCCAAAGCAAACCCAUACUGGACCAGACGGAGGUGGGCCGUCUUGGGGAUGAAGUGGAAAGCCAAGUGGUCAUUCCAUACUGGUUCACUGAGGAGACUCAAUUAUGCUAUCACUGGAUCGCCCAAAGGGACGCUGGCCAGUGUGGAGGCUCCGGCGGCAUGCAGUGUGCCAAGCCCGGCCAGAUGACCAGCAAUUACCGGGAUGACACGGACAAACGUAAAGGCGGAUGCCUAAUCGGUUGGACCAUCCAGUCCAAGCAGGAACCCUCAUGGUUCGACUCGGUUAAGGUCUGUUUCCGAUGGGAGGCAGAAGAUGCACGGGGUCGGGGCCAGUGUGGGGGAGGUGCGCCCAGCAGCAUGUGUGCACCGAUCAACGCUUGGACUCAGUACUAUCUCGACGACACAGACAACGGACGUGGCGGCUGCCGCAUGUCGUGGAAACUAGAAAUCCCCAGUUCCGCUCCCGUCUGGCUCCAGAACGUCAAGAUGUGCUUCUCCUGGUUUCCGGAUGGCGAUUCCAACCAAUGCAGAGCCUCCAAUAGAAACCUUUGCGCUAUUGCCAACGAAUGGACCGAGUAUUACACGGACGACACGGACAACAGGCGUGGAGGCUGCCUUCUGAGCUGGGGUAUCAUUCCGGGAUACUACGGUGGGGAUGCGAACGUGCUAUCGUCCGAAGCGUUCGAGAACUGGCAGCCGACGGUGUCUGGGAAUCCCUGGCUCUUCUCCGGCGAGCUCGCGCCCAUCAGCAGCCUCGUCCAGGACGCGAAGAAGAGGGCGUCCAUGGAGGAAGCGGUCAUCGACCAUUACUGCAUGCGUAUUUGA